Molecule: messenger RNA, 2593 nt
Organism: Wyeomyia smithii (pitcher-plant mosquito)
Lineage: Eukaryota; Metazoa; Arthropoda; Insecta; Diptera; Culicidae
Exons: 3
Coding region: 129-2516 (795 amino acids)
Cellular component (GO): nucleus
Molecular function (GO): zinc ion binding
Source: RefSeq, a predicted model, not a curated record
UUUUGUUGAUAAAUUCGUCGUGUUUUUAUUACUUGUCUGCUAAAGGUGUUGAAAACGUUAAAAAGUACAUCAAUCUGAUUUGUAAUUUGCUUAGUAAAUCUUUCUGUAUAUGAUUCUCAACAAUCCGCAUGAUGAGCAGUGAAACGGAGCUCUCUAUUUUAAACGUCGUACCGAAUGAUAAUACUUGCUGGCUCUGCCAUUCUGCGAGUCGGCCUCUAUCAGCACUUUUCUCUUCGAACGAUUCAUCUAAACUAUACAGACAACAAAUUUUCGCUUGUUUGGAUAUUGUGGCCGUUUAUGAUAGAGACGCAAAUAGGGCGAUAUGCACUGACUGCUGUGAUAAAUUAGGAUCGUUUAGUUGGUUUAGUCACCAAGGAAAAAGUAAUGAUUUAUUUCUGAGGCAGUUACCGCAGGAAUGUUUCCGUGCUGGUGAGGAGUACUGCCGAUUAUGCCUAAGUACUAACGGACAUCUGCAGGUCGUAUUUCCGUUAGGCGCAGAAGUUGACAGUGAUCUUUGUGCCAUUAUUAAGGAAUGCAUAGGAGUUGAGGUGAAUUACUACCGAGAUUUAGGGGCACAAAUAUGUAAUCUCUGUCGCUCUCAACUGCUAUCUUUUGCUACUUACAAGCAAAUAUGUAAGCAGUUACAUAGUAAAUCGCGCGAUAGUCUUUCUGACAAUGAAAAACAAUGGAAAAAUAACGAAAUACUUGAUGGUUCGGCAUCACAAAAUAAACGCAAGCAAAGUAAUCUAAUAGAGGUGAAUGCUAAGAGACAAAAACUUGAUGCACUGGGAAGCAAACCUUUGGAAAGUAGUCAGAAAACCGAUCGUAAAAUGAUUUUUCGUAUGCUUUGGACUGCUGAUGAUGAGAGAAACUUUGAGGUUAUUAAGGAGAAAAAGGGAAGAGCAAAAGUAUAUGUGGCUGGCUUCACGUUCAACUUUGUUAAUGUGAAAAAUGAUGGUUCUAGUUUAUGGUACUGUGAGAUGAAACAACUGGUCAAAUGCAAAAAUGCUGUGACGAUCAGUGCCGAUGGAAAAAUUGCUAUUUUCGAUCCUAAAUUGAAACACACGCAUGGAUCUGAGAUUCCACGACUUUUGAAAUGCCCCCCUGGCAAAGGUUGUCUACUCAAAGAGGAUGGAAGAGUGGAAUCCUUUUGGUUACUACACGGUGUUGUAAACGGAAGAGACCAUGAGCGGCAUCUUUUCUAUCAUAAUAAUAGAUAUAUUCUAAGAAACUUCAAUCUUGAUAACGACACUUCCAUCUGGUCAUGUCGGGCUAAAGGUUGCCGAAUGACUGUCGAGGUUUCCGGUGUUUUCAAAAAGAUUUAUCAAAUUCAAGGGUUUCAUAGCCAUCCAGAUGUAUCAUCUCGUGAAAUUGAAGAUGCGUUAAAAGCAAACAAAGUUAAAUCAAACUCAGAGGAUGUGAUAACUCCAUUUCGUGAGAAUAAAGCUCAGGACUGGCAGAAUAAAAAUACAAAGAUUAUAACCAAGUUGGCAAUCCCUCAAAUCUACACUAUAUUAGCAGAGGAAGACUCGGAUCGCAAUUUCGCGGUUUGUGGAGCAAGAGGAAAUAGAUACAAAAUUCUUUAUCUUGGGUACUAUUAUAAAUACUAUUUAAGAGCACCAGGCGGAUUUACAUAUUGGAAGUGCAUAUGGGAGAAUAUACACAACUGCAUGGCGAUGAUUGCCAUUUCUAACGAUGGCAAGCGAGCUACCAAGUAUGGUCAAAUUGAACACAAUCAUCCUACAAAAUAUGCUCCCAUAUUUGAUUACGACCUUAAACAAUACUCAGUCAGGAAGGUUCCCUGUGAUACUUUGGAUCACAUGUUGCUUCUUUCCCGCGAUUGUAUUUAUUUUCGCAGCAGAUCCCUACUGUAUCGUCAUAACAUCUACAACCUUCAACUUAUCAUCAACGAUGUGGAAACUAGAUGGUCUUGUGUAAAAGUAGACCUUCAGAGGAAGCAAUGUCCUGCGCAGUUGAUCAUUCACGGACAGUUCGAGACAUUUCUGCAGAAGGGUGAACAUUGUCAUUCUCCAUUCACAGGAAAAGAAAUCAAAUGCGUUAAGCAAGGCAAUCAGCUAGAGCUAUCUGCUCUGAACAAUGAUAAGAAAUUGUCAACUGAAAAUACGGAAGACACAUCAAGUUCGGGAAUUUCGGAAAAUUUACUGAGCAUGUUGAAAAAGCAGCUGUUUUCCUAUCCUGUUGGUAGAGGCAUUAUGUGGGAUUCGUUUGAACAGAGGCACCAUCCGUUUUUCUUACUAACAGACAAUACUAAAACAAGAGAUAAUCCGAAUAAGGUGUUUUAUAAACAUUAUCGAUACUCAUUUGCAUCGAUUGACGAGUACGGAACUAGUCAGUGGAUUUGCUGUCAACUUCUAGAUACAAAUACGAUACAGGGCACAUGUACGGCUCAUUUGAUAAUUGAGGGUGUAUUCCAGCGCGUAUCGUUCAAAGGGAUUCAUAAUCACGAAAGAAUUCCUGAACCUAUUGUAGAGUUUUUGUGCAGUGGCGCGGAAUAGAAUUGUGGUAUCUGUUCGUUUGUAUGUAUUUGUUUUAUCGAUCAAUUCCAAAAGAAAAACAGAAUAUUUUAAUAAAA